Molecule: messenger RNA, 2292 nt
Organism: Calypte anna (Anna's hummingbird)
Lineage: Eukaryota; Metazoa; Chordata; Aves; Apodiformes; Trochilidae
Gene: SMARCD2
Product: SWI/SNF related, matrix associated, actin dependent regulator of chromatin, subfamily d, member 2
Exons: 13
Coding region: 103-1605 (500 amino acids)
Biological process (GO): regulation of transcription by RNA polymerase II
Cellular component (GO): nucleus; SWI/SNF complex
Source: RefSeq, a predicted model, not a curated record
GGCGGGGCCAGCGGGUGCCGCGCGCUGCCGCCGUCUCCGCCGCCGCUUCCGAGUAAACAGCGCGGGCGGGGGGGUCCCCGCUCCCCUGCCCCCUGCCCCGCCAUGUCCGCCCGCGGAGCCUUCCCGCUCAGCCCCCUGCCCCCCGCCGCCGCCCCGCCGCCCCCGGGGCCCGGAGCCGCCAUCCUCCGCGGCCCCAGCCCCGCUCCCUCCGCCGCCUCCCCGGGUUACCGGCCCAUGGGCCCGGCCGCCGCGCAGUACCAGCGCCCAGGAAUGCCGCCGGGCAGCCGCAUGCCCAUGGCGGGGCUGCAGGUGGGACCCCCCGGAGCCCCCCCCUACGGAGCAGCCUCCCCCCUGAGGCCAGGGCUGCCCCAGGCCAUGAUGGAUCCCUUCAGGAAACGUCUGCUGACCCCCCAGGCACAGCCACCAAUGGCCACCCCACGGAGAGGGGUGAAAAGGAGGAAGAUGGCUGACAAGGUCCUGCCACAGAGGAUCCGGGAACUGGUCCCAGAAUCCCAGGCCUACAUGGACCUCCUGGCCUUUGAGCGCAAACUGGACCAAACCAUUGCUCGGAAGAGGAUGGAGAUUCAGGAGGCCAUAAAGAAACCCCUGACGCAAAAGCGGAAGCUGAGGAUUUACAUCUCCAACACCUUCACCCCAGCCAAAGAAGAGGGGGAGGGUGGUGAGCGUGUGGCCUCCUGGGAGCUACGUGUGGAGGGGAAACUGCUGGAGGAUCCAAGCAAGCAGAAGAGGAAGUUCUCCUCCUUUUUCAAGAGCCUGGUCAUUGAGCUGGACAAGGAGCUGUAUGGGCCAGACAACCAUCUGGUGGAGUGGCACCGACUGCCCACGACCCAGGAGACCGACGGCUUCCAAGUGAAGCGUCCAGGGGAUGUCAACGUCAAGUGCACCCUGCUGCUCAUGCUGGAUCACCAGCCCCCCCAGUACAAACUGGACCCUCGGCUGGCUCGCCUGCUAGGGGUGCACACCCAGACCCGUGCCAGCAUCAUGCAGGCUCUCUGGCUCUACAUCAAACACAACAAACUGCAGGACAGCCACGAGAAGGAGUUCAUCAACUGCAACCGCUACUUCCGACAGAUCUUCAACUGUGUCCGCAUGAGGUUCUCUGAGAUCCCCAUGAAGCUGGCAGGGCUGCUGCAGCACCCAGACCCCAUCAUCAUCAACCACACCAUCAGCGUGGACCCCAAUGACCAGAAGAAGACAGCCUGCUAUGACAUUGAUGUGGAGGUGGAUGAUCCCCUGAAAGCUCAGAUGAGCAACUUCCUGGCUUCCACCACCAACCAGCAGGAGAUUGCUUCCCUGGAUGCCAAGAUCCACGAGACCAUUGAGUCCAUCAACCAGCUGAAAACACAGCGGGAUUUCAUGCUGAGCUUCAGCAACAACCCCCAGGAUUUCAUCCAGGAAUGGAUCAAAUCCCAGAGAAGGGACCUCAAGAUCAUCACGGAUGUGAUUGGGAACCCCGAGGAGGAGCGUCGGGCAGAGUUUUACCACCAGCCCUGGGCCCAGGAGGCAGUGGGCAGACACAUCUUUGCCAAGGUCCAGCAGCGUCGGCAGGAACUGGAACAAGUGCUGGGGAUCCGCCUCACCUAAAGGGGGGGUGGGCUCGGGAGCUGCUGCCCCUCCCGCAGCCCGAGCUGAGGGUACUGACUGGAAUCAAACACAGCACUUGCACAAACCCCACGUGCCUGGAGGGAUUUGGGAGCCACUGGCACCCCUGGGUGCUCCCCUUACCCUGGGGGAGCUCCAGGCAGAGCACAGUGGAGGGUCCCCCCUGUUGAUUUUCCUUCCCCCCCCUCCUCAAAUUCCCACUGCCACCCUUCUUGCUUUUUUGCCUCUUCACCUCCAGCACUGCCCCACCCCCGCCUGCUCCUCUCCAAUGGCCAAAAAACCCUCCUAGAAAAAUGAAAAAAAAUAAAGCAGGGGGUGGGGUGGGAGCCACUGCCUGGCCCUCCUCGAGCCCCUUCUUCAACCAAAGUUUUGGCAUUCCAAACGCCAGCCCCCCCCUCCCUGGUGCCCGAAGUUUUGCACUAUUUUUGUGACCAGGUUUUUAUAAAAAAAAAGAAAGUAAGAUAAAAAAAAAAAAAAAAGAAAAAAAGCCUUUUGUACAGUGGGUUUGUAGUUGAAUAAUAUAUUGAGUUCCUGCACUCAGCGCCUCGAUCUAUGCAGUGGUUUUGGGGAGGGAGGGGCCCCCCCUGGGGCUGGCUCAGCCCCCACUUUCCUUGUUUUUUAUAUGUAACCAAGUUUUUUAGUGUUAAGUUUUUGACAAUCAUUCCUUUC